UGGAUAACUGCCGACCAUCACCAUGCAUCUUCUACCUUUGGUUCUCCUGCCCCUGACAGCCCAGGCCAUUAACAUCGUCUCAUCCAACGACGAUGGAUGGGCCGAGAUUAAUAUCCGCCAGUUCUACAAGGCCCUGACCGCAGCUGGCCACUCCGUCGUGGUGUCUGCGCCAGCCGAAAACCAGAGUGGAACAGGCUCCUCUGACAAAACACCAACCACCCUGACGGAACCAUGCGAGUUCAACAGCUGUCCGUCCGGCAGCCCUGCAACAGGCUUUAAUGCCUCCGAGCCCCGGCUCAACUAUGUCAACUCCUACCCCGUCACCUCAAUGAAAUACGGCAUUAGCACCGCUGCGCCCCCGUUCUUCAAUGGCGCCCCUCCCGCCCUAGCUGUCUCCGGCCCCAAUGUGGGCUCGAACCUCGGCCUGGUCGUGUACUUCUCCGGCACAGUCGGCGCAGCACACUACGCGGCCGAGAACGGGAUCCCCGCCAUCGCCUUCUCAGGGAGUUCCGGCUCGCCGACGGCAUGGAAUGCGGCUGUUCCGGCGUACAGCCAGGUGUACGCGCAGUUGGCCACGAAAAUCACCAAUCAGAUCGUCGCAUCGGGCACGCCCUACCUGCCCGACCAGGUCUGGUUGAACGUCAACUUUCCCGAGGUGAGCAGCGAGUGUGCCACCGCGGACGACUUCAAGUUUGUGCUGUCGCGGAUCUUCACGGGCUCGCGGCUGCCGACUGAGUCGACGGUUGUGGGUACCGACGGGUGCUAUGUGAGUAUCUCUGUGGGCUGGAGCGACAAGACCGAUGCAGCUGCCGAUGUGCAGGCGAUUGUGCUGGAUAAGCUGGGUGAUUUGUUGGUUUGUUUGCCUUGAUGCCUUGGAUGAGUAUAAAGAAGCAGCAACGCAGCCAAAAAUAUUUGCUGCUGUCUGGGAUGUUAAUUGGCCAGUUUGCUGAAGAGUAGAUUUCACAUUCGUAGAGUAGAG
Molecule: messenger RNA, 979 nt
Organism: Aspergillus novofumigatus IBT 16806
Lineage: Eukaryota; Fungi; Ascomycota; Eurotiomycetes; Eurotiales; Aspergillaceae
Product: 5'/3'-nucleotidase SurE
Exons: 3
Coding region: 23-868 (281 amino acids)
Molecular function (GO): nucleotidase activity
Source: RefSeq, a predicted model, not a curated record